Molecule: messenger RNA, 3286 nt
Organism: Eurytemora carolleeae
Lineage: Eukaryota; Metazoa; Arthropoda; Copepoda; Calanoida; Temoridae
Product: cyclin-dependent kinase-like 2
Exons: 14
Coding region: 632-1672 (346 amino acids)
Source: RefSeq, a predicted model, not a curated record
GCUACUAUUAUUGUUUAAGAUUAUGUUGCUACAUGAUGGUAUAGAGCUCCUGAAUUGCAACUAUUAUUGUUUAAGAUUAUGUUGCUACAUGAUGGUAUAGAGCUCCUGAACUGCUACUAUUAUUGUUUAAUUAAGAUUAUGUUGCUACAUGAUGGUAUAAAGCUCCUGAACUGCUACUAUUAUUGUUUAAGAUUAUGUCGCUACAUGAUGGUAUAGAGCUCCUGAACUGCUACUAUUAUUGUUUAAGAUUAUGUUGCUACACGAUGGUAUAGAGCUACUGAACUACUACUAUUAUUGUUUAAGAUUAUAUUGCUACACGAUGGUAUAGAGCUCCUGAACUGCUACUUUUAUUGUUUAAGAUUAUGUUGCUACACGAUGGUAUAGAGCUUCUGAACUGCUACUAUUAUUGUUUAAGAUUAUGUUGCUACAUGACGGUAUAGAGCUCCUUAAUUGCAACUAUUAUUGGUUAAGAUUAUGUUGCUACAUGAUGGUAUAGAGCUCCUGAACUGCUACUAUUAUUGUUUAAGAUUAUGUUGCUACACGAUGGUAUAGAGCUCCUGAACUGCUUCUAGGGGAUAUUAACUAUGGUAAAGAGGUUGAUAUCUGGGCUACAGGUUGCCUCUAUACGGAGAUGUUAACGGGGGAUCCAUUGUUCCCUGGUGACUCGGAUAUAGAUCAAAUAUUUCACAUUGUUAAAAGCCUAGGUCCUUUGUGCCUCAGGCAUAGAGAGCUAAUGUCCCGGAAUCCAGCAUAUAACAACAUUAAUAUAAACACAAACAGUUCUAACCAAGGACUACAGAAUAUGUUCCCAACAUGGUCGAACCAGUCAUUGAGUUUUGUGUCUCAAUGUUUACAAGUUGACCCUGCAAAACGAUCUCCAGGAGAUACAUUGCUCUCUAGUUCAUUGUUCUCCCAGGACGGUUUGAACUCAUGGUUUGUUCAGGAAAUGUCCCGCCGGAUUGUGGAAGAGAAAGGAAUAAAUCCUUUGUUAAAGAAAACUCCUCUGCAGUCCAACAGAAACAUCACAAACAGACCAAAGGAUUCAAACAACAGUAUUGAUGAAAAAGGAUUCCAGGCAAAAAUACGUCGGUUGAGUGACCAUGACACUCUUUUCGAUGAUGUAUUAAAGAAAGCCAACAUGUACAGUGAGAAAUACAGUAAACCUGAUAGAUUAUCUAGUCGUGAACCCUCUGCACAAUCUCAACUGAGAAGUCCUCUGAGUUUGCCAAGUCCAGGAUACGUCGCUAGCCCUGGCCGCACUGUGCGGUUACCUAAGGAUCCACUGAGAGAGCUUUCUGUAUCAGAGAACAAUGAAAGAUGGCGAUCUCCCCUAGAUUCUAAACCUGAACCAACGGAAAAGUUUGGAUUCCUCGAAAAGGCAUUUGAGCGCGCUUUUCAAUUUGAGGACGGGCCUUCUUCGCUUAAUCUAAAUUCAUUAAACAAUUCAAAGAAGGAGGCUGACAGACUGCAGAGUGUUGGGGGGAAGGAGAAGCAGAAGGUUUGGUUACCAAGUGUGGCAGGCGCUACAGGACGAGGUGGAUUACAAGUUUUGGGAAAGAAACCAACUCCUAGUCGAUCAAAUGUACUAGAGGGGAGAUCACAGGUGCAGGUACAAGUACAGAAGGAGCCUGUGCAACAGAGAAGAGGUCGUCCCAAUCUACCUCACGUCUAAACAAUGGUCGGAAACUCUUGAAAAUCUUCGAAUGUGUUAUUGGAUGUGAAUGACCUCCUCCAAUUGGAUAUAGAAACGUCUUUCCUCUUAGUUUAUAGUGAUCUAUGUUUAUAUUUUGAAUGCUGAUUUGAAUAUCUUUAAAUUUUGUAUUGGUAAAACUUGUUUUUUUUAAAUUAAGGUACCACACAGGUAAUUUUAAUAAAUUUUCGGACUUUCAGUAUAUUUUUAUCAGGCUUUUUGUAAUAAGUGUAUUAUGUUUAGCGUUGUUAAAAACCAAGUGUACAAAUGAUACUAUAAAAACAGACUUUACUAUCUUUUUUCUGACUUUUUAUUAAUAUUUUUGAAAAUUUAAACGAUAUCUGAUAAACUUAAGAUUAAAGCUAGAUUAAAAAAUUUCGGUUGAAAUUCUCUGAAUUAAAAUCAAUUUCAGAGCUUAAAUUUGGUUUAAGGAAUAUAAUUAUUUUAUCAAUUGUUUUGAUUUUGUCAAAAAGCUAAAUUAAAUCUAGUUUUUAGUUUUGUGAGAAUUUAUCACAAAAUACACGGAUUGGACAUGAGAGUAUUUAAGCCCCAGCCCUUUUUACUUUUUUACGGUGAAACCCAUGAAACUGUGGAAAAGGAAGACGAAAUUCAAGCAAUCUUUGUUUUGGUAAAAAUAAUACUUUUACAAGUAGCUUUAAAAAUAUGUCUUUCCUGUUCAUAGGUUGAGUUUUAAUGUCGGUAUCUUAUUCCAUAAUUUGCCGGACUGCACUGCCCUGUACUGAAAGUAAAAUUCGGCAGGCCGGGUCGGUACAUGAAUUCACAUAAAACUUACUAGGCCGGGUCGGUACAUGAAUUCACAUAAAACUAACUAGGCCGGGUCUGUACAUGAAUUCACAUAAAACUAACCAGGCCGGGUCGGUACAUGAAUUCACAUAAAACUAACUAGGCCGGGUCAGUAUAUGAAUUCACGUAAAACUAACUAGGCCGGGUCUUUACAUGAAUUCACAUAAAACUAACCAGGCCGGGUCGGUACAUGAAUUCACAUAAAACUAACUAGGCCGGGUCAGUAUAUGAAUUCACGUAAAACUAACUAGGCCGGGUCUUUACAUGAAUUCACAUAAAACUAACUAGGCCGGGUCGGUAAAUGAAUUCAUAUAAAACUAACUAGGCCGGUUCUGUAAAUGAAUUCACAUAAAACUAACAAUGCCGGGUCGGUACAUGAAUUCACAUAAAACUAACUAGGCCGGGUCUGUACAUGAAUUCAUGUAAGACAAACUAGGCCGGAUCGGAACAUAAAUUCACGUUAAACUUACUAGGCCGGGUCGGUACAUAAAUUCACGUUAAACUUACUAGGCCAGGUCGGUACAUGAAUUCACGUUAAACUAACUACACCGAAUAUUUUCAGCCUUAUUUUGACCUCUUAUCCGUCAAAAAACUACCUUAUAUGCCUAAACAUUCAAACUACACCAGGAAAACUACAAAGCUGCAGUAAAACGAAAAAAUCUGCAUCUAGUGAAAAUGGGUUUAAAGUAAAGACUAUAUGAAUUUUAACCAGAACCUCUAGUUUGCCAUGAAUUGGUACAAAUUGAAAUUUCUAAUAUUAAAGCUUUAUGUUUUAAUAUAGCUUACUCAAAG